This is a messenger RNA of Bombyx mori (domestic silkworm), 6564 nucleotides long. RefSeq names its product GTP-binding protein REM 1. Gene Ontology annotation, molecular function: calcium channel regulator activity; GTPase activity; GTP binding. Lineage: Eukaryota; Metazoa; Arthropoda; Insecta; Lepidoptera; Bombycidae. Gene Ontology annotation, cellular component: plasma membrane. The coding region runs from base 1 to 1275 and encodes 424 amino acids. The record is from RefSeq and is a predicted model, not a curated record. The transcript has 5 exons.
AUGCAACAAGUCCGCCCAGAAGCGCGAGGGGCGGGCGGGGCGCCCAAACUCAGAGAGUACACGUUCAGUACCGUCGCGACGAUGGCCACGGACGGACGUACGAAGCGCUCCCAGUCGAUAUGCGCGCCGGCCUCCGCGAGCAUGGAGGCGCUGGCAGCUCCCGCCGAGACCACGCCGGCGCCGCGUCGCCGUCCAGCCGCGCGAUCUCAGUCCGCGCGAAUCACCGGUGGUCGCUCCGUGCGACACCGCCGUCAGCAGCAGCAGCAACAGCUCGACCGCGAGACCAGAGCCCGUUACAGCUCCGAACCGCGUCUGGCAGAGACCGAAACACCGCCACAGGUCCGUCGUCAGGCCUCAGCUCGCCGCCGUCCUCCUGCUGCCCAACACGCCCAGCCCCGUCGCUCCAAUGCCUUCCUCGACGUACCUCGCACCGCACACCAGCCCGAAGAAGAGCCGGACGAGGACUCCUACCGACUCCGAUCCUUCAACAUCACGCAGAAAGGAGGAAUCGUGAAUCGUGGUGAUUCAUUCCGGCGACGUCGCUCACGGUCUGGCAGCUUAGCUCCAUCCUCGCCAGCUCAAGCAGCUCCGGAAUCCGAAGAACGACGACCGGUAGCCUGUCAUCGAGUGGCCAUGAUCGGAGCGCCCGGCGUUGGGAAAACCGCCCUAAUCAGCCAAUUUCAGACCACCGAGUGUAUCAAUGCCUACGAUAGGCAAAGGGAUGUCGACAGCUCAGAACAGAAGGUUUCUAUACUCCUUAACGGGGAAGAAUCAGAGCUUUAUUUCGUGAACUGCACCAGUGCUAAGGAAGAAAUCGACAGAUCAGAGCCUCCAGAUGCCUUCGUGGUGAUCUACUCUGUAGUGGACAAGGCUUCCUUCCAGAAAGCUGAGCAGGAACUAGCCAGGCUACUGGACUUUGACAUGCUGCGUGCUCGACCAGCGUUGCUUGUGGGAAACAAGAUAGACCUGGCAAGGAGUAGGGCCGUCUCCACACAAGACGGAAAAUGUCUUGCGUGUACAUACAAGGCAAAGUUCAUAGAGGUAUCUGUCGGGAUUAAUCACAACGUUGACGAGCUCCUUGUCGGCAUCCUCAACCAGAUCCGGCUGAAGAAGCAGCACUACUCAGCAGAGGGCGGCAGGGAGUCGUCUCCGGCACACUGGUACAAGUCCAGGGGCGUCGUUCGGGCCAGUAUGAAGGCCAGACAGAUGUUCACGUGGAUCUUCGGCAAGGAAGACACCAAGUUCAAGAACUGUGAGAACUUACACGUCCUGUGAGUGGAGAAUGACGGCCCUGUGUUCGUUUGAAGGACUUUAUGUGCGUGUGUGCGUUUGUAUUGAACACAGGUCGUUUUGUGUGUGGCGGUCGGUUUUUAGGAUGAGGUUAUGCCAUAAUGAUUCAAUGUCUUUUAAAUGUAAGAAAACUAAAGCUAAAACUUGUCUUCUAUGAAAAGUAGCGGCUCGGUUGUACCUCUGGCUUUGACAAUCUCCAUGAGCUACUAAAUCAUUUCAGUCAAGUACCCUUUUUACCUAUAGUCGUGCAAAUACAAAGCAUUUUGUUUCUAAUCACAUACGUAAGAAUCUACUUUUGUCAGAAAAUGGUAUUUAAAUUUCGAAAUGUAUCUGUUCCGUAUAUGUGUUGAUUCCCUAAACCGGAUUCCCUUAUCCAUACAAUUAUAAUUAAUUACGCUAAUAACAGAUCUGAAUCAUUAUAGUACAACUUCGUUCCAAGAGAACGUAACAAAUAUCUAUAAAUUAACAUGUACCUAUUAUUCAAACUUAGUUAGUACAUUUAUCUAUAUUAUAUUAAUCGUAGUGAAUUAUAAAAUGUAACGCCAAGUUUUACGGUUUUUAUCAUAGUCAUUAUUACGUGCCAAGUUUUUGAGAUAAUUUAAUAGUAGUAUAUAUUAUAAUAAUACGUAGUUCAUAGUUCAUUAAGAUAGGUUAAGAUUUCUUUCAGUAUUUUAAUAAAAUGAUGCAAGUUUUAAUGAUGCUUCGACAAAUAAACUCGUCUAAGAUAAACGGUUAAAACGGUAAAAAAGUUGUACCAUAGUUAUGUCAUGGAACAGAAUCUCUUUGAAGAAACACUCCUGUGUAAAUGGCAUCAUAGUGAAGAAAUAUUGAGCAGCUGAUGGGAAUAUAGAGGACAAACGUCCCAGAGGACGCAGUGACCUGAUGGUCGGACCGAAUUCGGUCUUGUCUGGACAUCAAGCUCCACGAUGCCCUCCACGAGGCCAAGGAUCGCAGUAGAUCGCGAACAAUCGUACAAGAGAGAUUGAUGCAGUGCAGGAGUCACGACUCUCAGUAAUGAGGAGAAAGACGGAAGGAGGGGGUUUGAAAAAACAAUUCAUAUACAAUUUCUAUAUGUUUAUAGUCGUUCUCCUGGUGAGGUCACAUUUUAUUUAUCAUGUUCUAUCAAUUCUCUGCUUUCUUUAAAUUAGUUGAGAUUGUAAUAUGCAAUUAUUUGUUCACUUGUCAUGUUUAUUAUCAUAUGUUUUAAGUUUAUAAGAAAAAUCACAAAGAUCCAAAUUAACGUAAUCUAAAUGCUAUCCAAGGUACCUCGACACGAUCGAUGUUUAACCAUGUGAAGAAAUUCUCUGUAUCUCUAAGCCCAUUUUAAUGUUUAGCGUUCAUGAAAACACAGGAGUUUUCUGGAGAGAAAAAAACGUCUUUACAGUGAAAGGAAAAAAUCAAUAAAACUUGCAUCAAACACCUUAAACAAUUAUUAUUAAUACAAAAUGUAAGAUUAUCUCGUAGAUGAAAAUAUAUCAAAUAUUGGACCAUAUUUACUACUUGUACAACUCAUUUCAUUUAAGUAUAUAUAUCAGUAGUAUAUGAGAGGAGUAAGUACUUUGUAGAAGCAUCUUGACCACUAUGUAAAGUCGUAACUAAAAGGAAGCUGUCUUAGUAGCUUAGAUAGCUUAUAAAAACACUCAUAUAUACAAAUUAAUAUAGAUAAUUUAUUUUAAUAUUUAAUAUUUGCGUUAGUACUAAGUAAUUUACAGAAUCUUAGAGUAUUUGAUAAUGAUUAAAUAAAUCCAAGAUAAAACGGUUAAAGUGUGAGAAUGUAAAAAAAGAAUUCGAUAUUCUCAAAUUUAUAAGAACUUCAUUCAUUGGAACAAAAACAAUUUAAUAUUUCUUGUAUCAUCCUUAUUGUAGAAUUAAUUUUAUACUAGUACGGAUAGAGUGUUAAUGACUAUUUCAAAACGGCUUCAAAUUUGCGGCCAUAUUGACGUAAUCUAAGAUUGUACAGCUAAAACUAUUAAGGUUGCCUCUAGCCGAUGGGUUCUGCAUUUUAAUACAUAAAACUGAAACAAUCCACAAUUAAAUUUUUUAACAUUAUCUGAAUGAAAACAUCAUAAUUGUAAGAUUCUCAUUUCAGCAUUUCUAUAGCAAUAAUGUUUAGAAAAUAGUUAAAUAAUCUUUCAUGUAAUAUUGUUAUAAUAUGAUAAUGUUAACGUACACAAAUUUAAUUGCACAUAGCAGCUCCCAAUUUGAUGAUCGAGUUACGAAUUUAAAUCUUCCCAUAAAUUCAGGGUCCAUUACAUCCUUCCAUAAUAUUACAUAUUUAAAAAAAAAACAUCAAUAUUUUUUAUUCGAAUACAUUAACUAUUUUGGUGAUUGAUAUCGCUAAAAUUGUCAUACUGGCUAAAAGUUUCUGACUUAAAUUAACGACAUAAUUACAUAAUAAAUAAAUUCGUGAUAAAUAACAACAAUGUUGUUAGGCACGCGAAAUCAGGAGAGUUUUUUUUAUUAUUAUUUAUAUUAUAAUCUUUUUAACAUAAGAUUUCUCAACUGCGAGGCACCAGAAAAUCUAUAAGUAAAUCAAUUUUGAACAAUUAUGAUAAUCACACUACUGCAGUCUGAUCUAAUUUUGAUUGAAAAAAAAAAACCAUAGCGCAUUCCCGCCUAAAAAUAAUCUAUGGUUUUGGAUGUUCAGAACAAAUUUUGAAUUGAUCGAAAACCAUUAUGUUUGUACAUUUGGAACCAUCAAAACAAAACGCAUAACACGACUCAACCCUCAUUACUUGACAUACAAUACUCUACUAGAUGUCAGUACAUGUGUAUUUUUAAUGUUUCAUCUGAUCAAUUUUUAAACUAUAUAUAGAUACUUAUUCUGUAAAUUUUAUCAUGUAGCUACAUAAAUGCGAGUGCACCUAAGGAUUUGAAUUGUAUUAAAUGUUUAAUCUUACCUAUUAGUGAUAUUAAAUUUUAUACAUUUUUAUAGUAUUAAAAUAACCGUAUAACAUUUAAAAACACUAAGUACUAAAGCCUAUCAUCCUCUUUUGAUAAAAUCCUUUUUAUUCUUGUAUUUUAAUAUUGACUUUACGAGAUAAAAUUUUCAUUUAACGUCCCGUGCUAAAAAAUAUUCAAAGUUAAAUUUAUUUUUAUCAACCUUACUUUGUAGAUUAGAAUUCAAAACACAGUGCCUUUUUAUCAUUAAAAUGUAUUGUAAAUAUUUAAAAAGGUUCAUUCUAAAUUAUUCUACGGAUUGUAUCAAAUUCUCUUUUAAACAUAGUAUAAAAAUGUUUAAUAUAUAUAUCUCUAUCAAAAUUCGACACGCUCUAACAAAAAAGGAGACAAUUAAAUUUUAGCUUUAAAAUUACCUUGAAAAAGUCGUUUUGUCUUCCAAAACUAGACACCCAUAAUCAAUACCUUUUUUAAUAAAACAAUAAUAAUAAAAACAAAUUUACGCCUGCAAUAUUUAUUUUACUUAUUUACAUAAUUUGAAAUAAAUGAAAGAUUGCGGCAAUUUAAGAUCCCAGAUUCGUUUAAUAAUUGACGUAAAAAAAAAAGGUUAAAAGAGCACCUUAAAUAAAUUUAGUAGAAUUAAAUAUUUUCUCUUGUGUUAUUUAUCAAUAGAGAAAAUGUUUUAACUACUAAAAACACAAUCCAAAUAUAUAUUUAAAUAUCAUAAUAAUGUAAAUAAAUCAACAACAAGCAAAUUAAAUUGAAAGACAAAAAAUACUUCAUAUUUUAGUACGAGAUGCUCCGAAACAAAAAACAAUUCUAGCCUAAAAGAUAUAAAGCACUAACAAUCAAAUUAUGACAUAAUUUACUUUUCUAAGACGAGCUUAGUCUACGUAACUGAAAGCCGAUUCGUUUAUUUUGAGAUAUUCACUUCACAAAUUUUAUUAACUCUUUCUGGUUUACUGCCAACCGGUCAGGUUUGUGUAAUGUCAAUUUUGUGGAACAGAAAGCAGAAAUUUAAUAUAAAAAUUACAUAUCGUCGGAGUAAAACAUAUCAUAUUAAAUUUCGUAACAAAUUUCGAUGGUCUCUCGAAAUAAGCACGCAUGAAAACACGGAUUAACGAUUCGUUGAAAGAAUGAACCUUUUUUUAUGUUAACAUAAGUGUUUGUAAUUUAGAAGUACCAUUAUAACCUACCCCAUCAUUUCCGAUCAUAGCUUCAGUAGAUUUUAACAACUUCUAAAAAGUUAAAAAAACUGAUUUCACCGGUUCUAAACUGCUCCAACAUCUUCGAACAGUACCCGUCCAAAAUCACUACGAAAAUAUCACACCCAGCCAAAAUAACCAAAAACUUUAGAUCUAUCCUUUCUACUUAUAUAGUUUAAUAUGAUGUUUCAUAACUACAUAGGCUAUGAAGAAUGUAUGGUCUUCAGCUAACAUAAUCUGUUUCCAGACAUUUUGCCGUAUGCUAUCUGACCAUGGAAUGAAAUUUACCGUAUUUUCCGAGCGUUAUUAUAAGGCCUUCUUCGAACGAGGCUAAAAGGGAGUCCUCAGUGAUAAACUGCCCAGUGGCUAUACCUCUACCAUUGCUAGUCUGGGAACUGAACAAUAAGCUUGUCUACCUUAGUAGAUAACUAAAACAAAGAUAGCUUGAUGCAAUCUUCUCAGUCAAUCACUCAUCAAUUCUCAAUCAAAGUCUCAUCAAUUCCUCCCUGCGUCAGUUCACCCCUGCUUUUCAUGGCAGGGUGCUUCAGCCCGGGCAGUGGGGUUUGCCCCGAGGCCCGUUCCGUGCCUCCGUAAGGGGGUACGACGACCCCUCUAACAAUCUUCUCAUAUCAUACUUCCCAAUAAGUCAGUUUAAAUGGCACAGCACGUUUUGCAAAGAGAUUUCAAAUACAAUAUUCUCAAGGGUAGGUCAUAAAAUAUAUAUAUAUAUAUUAUAAAAUUAGAGAAUUUAUGUAAAUAAAAUGUACCUAUAAUAAUUUAGUAUUAGGUCAACAUUAUGCAUUUCAAUGAUGUAUGAGCUUUCAAAUAUAUAAUUAGGGUCCUUAAAUUAAAUUGUAAAAGUGAAGAUAAGAAAUGUUAAUUUAUUUUUCAAGUAGUGAUAACUUCUUUAAUGUGCGUAUUAAAAAAAAACCAAGCACACAAAAAUAAUACAUGUAACUAAAUCUUUGACUACGUAUUAUUUACUACCAGUUACUACAAAUCGUCCUAAUCUAUUCAAUCGUUAUAAUUUAAUAGAACGCAAACUAUUUACUAUCUUCACUUUUUCAUUACAAUUAACAUAAGUCCUUUCAUAUUGUAAUUCUACUAUUAAAUCUAUUUACCGUUACCUUUAUUGUAAAUAUAUUGAUUGACAAUAAAUUUGAUUACUUUA